AUAAGUUCUAAACGACCAUAACAGAAUACUAGAAGUUAUUAGACGUAGUAAUCGGAAAAAAAAACAUAGAUAUAUUGGUCAUAACAUAAAAUAUUUAAAUUAAACGUCGUCAAAUUUAAUUGGCGUAGGUACUUAUUCUACAUCAAGACCCGAAAAUAUAUACACACGCGUUAGCAACAUAUGCAGUAGAAUUGAUAACCAUGUGUGAAAAAACCGAACAAAUAAAUAUUAUGGAACAUCAACAGACGUACACGAAAGAAAAUUCGUGUGAUGUGUGUGGCAAAUCGUUUACUCAAAACGUAACUCUGAUAUAUCAUCGGCAAACGCACACGAUGGAGAAGCCAUACCAGUGUGACGUUUGUGGCAAAUCGUUUACUCAAAACGUAACUCUGAUAUAUCAUCGGCAAACGCACACGAUGGAGAAGCCAUACCAGUGUGAUGUGUGUGAUAAAUCAUUUGCUCAAAAUUGUACUCUAAACGAACGCCGUCGAACUCACACGGGAGAAAAGCCAUACCAGUAUGACGUUUGUGGCAAAUCGUUUGCUUAUCGCUAUAGUCUGAUACAUCAUCAGCGAACGCACACGGGGGAGAAGCCAUACCAGUGUGACGUUUGUGGCAAAUCGUUUACUCAAAACGUAACUCUGAUAUAUCAUCGGCAAACGCACACGAUGGAGAAGCCAUACCAGUGUGACGUUUGUGACAAAUCGUUUAAUCAAUACAGUAAUCUGAUACGUCAUCAGCGAACGCACACGGGGGAGAAGCCAUACCAGUGUGACGUUUGUGGCAAAUCGUUUGCUUAUCGCUAUAGUCUGAUACAUCAUCAGCGAACGCACACGGGGGAGAAGCCAUACCAGUGUGACGUUUGUGGCAAAUCGUUUAUUCAAAACAAUAGUCGGAUGCGUCAUCAGCGGACGCACGCGGGAAAGAAGCCAUACCAGUGUGACGUUUGUGGCAAAUGGUUUACUGAAAAAAAUUAUCUGAUAAAUCAUCAGCGAACGCACACGGGGGAGAAGCCAUACCAGUGUGACGUUUGUGACAAAUCGUUUAAUCAAUACAGUAAUCUGAUACGUCAUCAGCGAACGCACACGGGGGAGAAGCCAUACCAGUGUGACGUUUGCGGCAAAUUGUUUACUCAAAACGAUAAUCUGAUACGUCAUCAGCGAACGCACACGGGGGAGAAGCCAUACCAGUGUGACGUUUGUGGCAAAUCGUUUACUCAAAACGUAACUCUGAUAUAUCAUCGGCAAACGCACACGAUGGAGAAGCCAUACCAGUGUGAUGUGUGUGAUAAAUCAUUUGCUCAAAAUUGUACUCUAAACGAACGCCGUCGAACUCACACGGGAGAAAAGCCAUACCAGUAUGACGUUUGUGGCAAAUCGUACUCGUCGUGAUAAUGUGAUAAUUCAUCUGCGAACACACACGGUAGAGAAGCCAUAUCAGUGUGAUAUAAUAUAAAUGACAAAUCGUUCACUCGGAAUAUUCAUCUAUUAGCACGUCAACAAACAACACAUUAACAACUCACACGAGAGCAAUGACGCAAUUAAAAAUUUGUCCCGGAAAGAUAGGUUUUGUCUAAAUAUAUUUAGUUUUUGGGGUGGGAGCUUAUCCACCACCUAUUUUAUGGUGUACGCAAUUUAAGAAUUAUAAUAAAGAGGUUACAUAUUUACCACUC
Molecule: messenger RNA, 1672 nt
Organism: Aphis gossypii (cotton aphid)
Lineage: Eukaryota; Metazoa; Arthropoda; Insecta; Hemiptera; Aphididae
Product: zinc finger protein 271-like
Exons: 1
Coding region: 201-1391 (396 amino acids)
Biological process (GO): regulation of transcription by RNA polymerase II
Cellular component (GO): nucleus
Molecular function (GO): RNA polymerase II cis-regulatory region sequence-specific DNA binding; DNA-binding transcription activator activity, RNA polymerase II-specific
Source: RefSeq, a predicted model, not a curated record